Molecule: messenger RNA, 1075 nt
Organism: Caenorhabditis sp. 36 PRJEB53466
Lineage: Eukaryota; Metazoa; Nematoda; Chromadorea; Rhabditida; Rhabditidae
Source: the annotation of a GenBank genome assembly
AUGGAUCAACCUGUCGGAGACAGCGCAGAUGGCAGUCUCGGAAGUGUCGGGCGGUUCCACUCCACUUAUGGAAAGAAAGAAUCCGCUGACGGACCGCGUCAACAUGGAGCUGACGAUGUUGAAGAAUCUGACGAAGUUGAAGGAUCUUCGGAAGGCGAAGAGGCCUCAAGAAACCUCCCGCUCUUGAUGCAAGCAGUGACUGUCGCUUUUCGAAGUGUCAGUCACUAGGAUCUGAUAGAGUAGGAGGGAGGCGCAUUCCGCCGAGCACUUUGUGAGUUUACGCUUUUUUUAAUGUAAUUGCCCUUUUUGGACAAGAAAAAUUUUUUUCAAGUGAUUUUUGUGUAAAAUGAAUGAUUUUUAGGUGACCCGCCUGUCAACCCUCCUCCAAACAGCCGCCCUGGAACUCUCACGCUGGAGAGCCGGCGAAUCAUUGUCCGAAUUGGAAUGGAUCAACCUGUCGGAGACAGCGCAGAUGGCAGUCUCGGAAGUGUCGGGCGGUUCCACUCCACUUAUGGAAAGAAAGAAUCCGCUGACGGACCGCGUCAACAUGGAGCUGACGAUGUUGAAGAAUCUGACGACGUUGAAGGAUCUUCGGAAGGCGAAGAGGCCUCAAGAAACCUCCCGCUCUUGAUGCAAGCAGUGACUGUCGCUUUUCGAAGUGUCAGUCACUAGGAUCUGAUAGAGUAGGAGGGAGGCGCAUUCCGCCGAGCACUUUGUGAGUUUACGCUUUUUUUAAAUGUAAUUGCCCUUUUUGGACAAGAAAAAUUUUUUUCAAGUGAUUUUUGUGUAAAAUGAAUGAUUUUAGGUGACCCGCCUGUCAACCCUCCUCCAAACAGCCGCCCUGGAACUCUCACGCUGGAGAGCCGGCGAAUCAUUGUCCGAAUUGGAAUGGAUCAACCUGUCGGAGACGGCGCAGAUGGCAGUCUCGGAAGUGUCGGGCGGUUCCACUCCACUUAUGGAAAGAAAGAAUCCGCUGACGGACCGCGUCAACAUGGAGCUGACGAUGUUGAAGAAUCUGACGACGUUGAAGGAUCUUCGGAAGGCGAAGAGGCCUCAAGAAACCUCCCGCUCUUGA